Messenger RNA from Momordica charantia (bitter melon), 728 nucleotides. Its product is annotated as large ribosomal subunit protein eL31. Gene Ontology annotation, molecular function: structural constituent of ribosome. Gene Ontology annotation, biological process: cytoplasmic translation. Gene Ontology annotation, cellular component: ribosome; cytosolic large ribosomal subunit. NCBI's taxonomy places the organism in Eukaryota, Viridiplantae, Streptophyta, Magnoliopsida, Cucurbitales, Cucurbitaceae. The record is from RefSeq and is a predicted model, not a curated record.
AAAGAGUAUAAAUUCUCGCCAAAGCUAGGGUUUUGCUGCUUGUUGCUGCAUCGACUGCUGCAUCGCCUCAAACCCUAGCAAGUUUGAUUGAAGAAGCAGACUGCAGAUAUGGUUGAGAAAACGAAGGGAAGGAAGGAGGAGGUGGUUUCGAGAGAGUACACCAUCAAUCUACACAAGCGUUUGCAUGGAUGUACCUUCAAGAAGAAGGCUCCCAAUGCCAUUAAGGAAAUCAGAAAGUUUGCAGAGAAAGCAAUGGGAACGAAGGACGUCAGGGUGGACGUGAAAUUGAACAAGCACAUCUGGAGCAGAGGAAUUCGAAGUGUUCCGAGGAGAAUUAGAGUUCGCAUUGCACGCAAGAGGAACGAUGAUGAGGAUGCAAAGGAAGAAUUGUAUUCUCUUGUUACUGUUGCAGAAAUCCCAGCAGAAGGUUUGAAAGGAUUAGGGACGAAGGUCAUUGAUGAAGAAGAUUGAUCUCAUACCAUUUGCCUUCUUGUUUCUCUGGUAUUUGAAGCUUUUGGCAAAUUUUUGUCCUAAAUUUCUUUGAGAGUUAUCUGUCAUUGUCCUCCGAUCGGUGCACUUGUUUAUUUUACUUUCAAUCCCAGUGGAAGAAGCUCUUUUUAGUUAUGUUAGUGUUUGCUUAAUCGUGUUUUGACUUGAGUGUUUUUUCUGUUACACUUGAUUAUUGGCAUCAAUUUCACCUUCCAUUAAUGAACUUGUUUAUUAUUUAA